AUGUUAGCGAACCAGAUUACAAAUACUACUCACAGGUUUUAUGAUGUAGCCGACGAACCAUGCGUCUUUUUAUUACCAAUUGAAGGUUUUAAUAAAAAACCGUUAGUUACUCUCGAAGAAGCCACGCAACCAUUAAUUCCGAUUGUUCCCCGUAUUUGCACAUUUGUACAUAUAGCUAAAUCACGUGCUACAAAUUCAGCAGAUAAUCUAACACGUGACGAAUCAGCUGCAAUUGCAUUAUAUACCAUGGAAUGGCAACCAACUACACAAUCACUCUACUAUAUUCUUAAUACAACAUUACGUCAGGAAGAUCGAAAUAAACUAAAGCCAUGGUUUUCGUAUCUUAAACUUAUAUUAACUGGUUUGUCUCAUCUUCAAUCAACAUCUCAUCGGGUAUAUCGUGGAGUUAGAAAUAUCAUUGAAAGAGAACGUGAAAAAUAUACCGUAGGAAAGAGAAUUGUUUGGUGGGGCUUUUCAUCCUGUUCAAAAAAGCGCGAGGUAACUGAAACUGAUAAUUUUCUUGGAGAAUCUGGUACAAGAACAUUAUUUAUCAUUGAUUGCACUACAGGAAAAAAUAUUGAGAAACAUUCAUAUUUUACAAAAGAAACUGAAAUCUUACUUUUACCUACUACGACAGUUGAAGUUACUGGUUAUGAACAGAAGGAAGAUAAUUUGCAUAUUAUUUAUCUUCAAGAAGUAAAGUCAAUUCCUGGUCUCAUAGAACCUAUAUCUUCGGAAAGUGAACGUGAUGUUUUGAAAGUUGCAUCGAAGGGAAGACCAGUCGCAUUCGCACGAAGAAGAUCGAUCUCGGAAGCGAAUAGGGAUGUUAGUUCUAAAUUUCAAGAACUGAUCACACGACACAAAAAUGGAUGUGACGUUUUCUUACGAGAAAUACGUCUUAAAGAAUGUGAUGUAAAAUUUAUUGUUGAACAAUUGGUGAUGAAGAAACGAUGUCCAAACUUAUUUCUAAGAGAAAAUGGCUUAAAACCUGAAGGAGCAUUUAUUAUUUCUGAAGCUUUACGUGAUAAUGAUACAUUACAAAUGUUAUUUAUUGCUGAAAAUAAACUUGGCGAUGAAGGAGUCAAAUUUCUUGCUCGAGCACUUUCCGGUGAUAGCAAUACAACUCUUAAACAGCUUAAUCUUGCUCGUAAUAGUAUUACAGAUCAAGGUGUUAAAUAUAUUGCAAAAAUGCUAGAAUCAAAUAAAGUAAUAACUCAUUUGUGGUUAGGAGAAAAUCAAAUAACGGAUCAAGGUUUACAACUAUUAUGUGAAGUACUCACAAAUCAGAACAGAACUUUACAAGAACUUUCACUCGAAUGGAAUAAAUUUCGUAGCAAUGCAACUGUUCAAAUUCUUGUCAAUAUGUUUCAUAACAAUAAAUCAUUAGUCAAACUUAAUUUAACAAGUUGUAAAUUGCCUACAUCUGCUACCAGACAAUUGAAAGAUCUGGCAGAAAAAAAGGAAAAUUUCGAAUUACUCAUCAACUAA
This is a messenger RNA of Rotaria socialis, 1488 nucleotides long. The record is from the annotation of a GenBank genome assembly. NCBI's taxonomy places the organism in Eukaryota, Metazoa, Rotifera, Eurotatoria, Philodinida, Philodinidae.